Molecule: messenger RNA, 5271 nt
Organism: Phymastichus coffea
Lineage: Eukaryota; Metazoa; Arthropoda; Insecta; Hymenoptera; Eulophidae
Exons: 19
Coding region: 130-3804 (1224 amino acids)
Molecular function (GO): lipid binding
Source: RefSeq, a predicted model, not a curated record
CCGAUCGCGGCCACGCGAUGUGGCUGCUCUGGCAGAUGCAACGCCGUCCAUCGAAAUAACAAUCGAAUAUAGUCCUGGCUUGCGAGUUAUUAGCGCCAAGAAGCGCUCCUCGAGUGUGCCGUCAAGAGGAUGCAGCUCUUGUCGAGCUUCAUGGCGAGACACCUGAAACGAGGGCCUUCCCUCAAGAAAGGGAAACGAGAGAGCGGACUGAACAGUCCCGUAGGCGGUCAGCCGUCGCCUACCGGAGGAACAGCAGCGGCUAUAAAGUCCUUGGCCGAGCUACCGGGACCGUGCAAUCUCAUUCCACUCGCCGGCAAGAUGACACCCGACGAUCCGGCGAGCGACGACGAGUUCGCCGUUGCCGUUGCGCAAAAGUCACUGAAAUUUGUUUUAUUGCAGCGUGACACCGAGGCAUUGCGCGGUGCAUUGUACCUGGGCGUAAGCGUAACGAUAGCAUGGCUUGUCGGAGUGGCAGGAUUGUCGUUAGCUUGGCUGAUGCUUGUCCUAGCAUUGGCAGGUAGCUUGACGAAAGCUCGAAUAUCGCGUCUGCUACAAACAGCCCUGCAGCAGGAAUUAGCUAGGUUACGUAGACGACGCGCGCUUUACAAGGACGAAACUGCCGAAUGGCUGAGUCUACUCAUCAACAAGUGGUGGAGGUUUAGCGCCGCGAGUAUAUUUUCGCAUGCGAAGGAACGGUUGGAGCCUCUGCUGAACGAUGCCAAACCAGCGAUAUUGGGGUCGCUGGAGUUGAGGGAACUCACGUUGGGGGAGCAGACACCCUGCAUCACGAGGAUUCGCACGCUCGAUUUCAAUGGCGACGAGGACUCGGCCUCUAACAACGGGGGCAGGUCCACCUCGACGAAAUUGUGCGUCGAAGCUGAUCUCAAUUUGGACUGCGAGCAAUUCCGCAUGCUCAUCGCCACGAGGCUUUUCGGGAAAGGAGUGGGCAUGGACAUAGACCUCGCCGUGGAAAAGCUGUCGGUUUCCGGCACAGUGAUGGCGUCGCUGACAUUGGACGCGAACUCGCCAUUCCCACAUGCGAGUCAGCUGAGCUUGAGUUUUGUGGAGAAGCCCGACGUCUGGUUCAGCGUGCGUCUGCUGCGAUCCGUGCAGAUGAUGGAGGUACCGCUGCUGAAAACCUGGAUUCACGCGGUGGUGUCGGACGCGCUGGCAAGUUGGCUGGUCGACCCGGGACACCUGGAGAUCGAUCUUCGCGCGCAAGAGCGACCGGGACCUGGAUUUGAUUGCACGGCUAACAGCACGCCGCAGGCGGUACUGACCGUGACGCUCAGUCAAGCCGGAAUCGCGCCUAGCAACGAUGAAGAGCGAUGGCUGGUGGUGACAAUCGGCGAGCAGCGUCGCGUCACCUCGGCCUUAAGCGCCAACUGGAGCGAGGACGUGUCGUUUUUGGUGGGAGCUUUGGACAACGAGCGCAUCAGCAUUAAACUGAAGGCCAAGCGCCUCGUCAGCACCAUCACCCUCGCCCAGUUCGAGCUGGCCCUUGGCAUUUACAACUGGGAGACGUCGCAAGUAGUGGAGACGGUGCUGCAGCAGAAGAAGCCGUCUCGCAACAGCACCAGCAUUCCCAACAUAAAUGCGCGCCUCGAGUAUUCGACGCUUCCAACUCUCGAGCCGGACGCGCCGCAGCCAAGCAUUCCCGACCCGAUGGAAUCGCAUACUGCUGGUGUCCUUGUGGUUUACAUACAUUCUGCGGAGAAUCUUGGCAGCGAUACUUCGCAGUGCAAUCCUUAUUGUUUGCUUUUCAACAAUCGCAAAAAGGUAAAAACGACACACUACAUUCGCGGCACAAACUCACCGAACUGGGAGUCGUGCGCGGAAUUUCUCGUCCAGGACUACACUCAAGUAUCAUUGAGCUUCGUUAUUUACUCAUGGAAUAUUUCCAAGGGAGCCGACACAGACAUGCUUGGUCUUGCAAUGCUAUCUCUUUCACCGGGAAUGAAAUGGAUAGUGCGAAAAGAGUUGACACUGAGUGGGUCGAGCAGCCAAUCGACAAUGACGGUAUCGGUGCUGUUUCAUCCGGUGCGAAGCGUACAGCAGAUAUCGUCUAGCCGAAGAAACAGCGUGAACCAGUUGGCCGCCGAGGACGAGCCCAAGAACAAAAGAAAUAGCCUUCCGUGGAUGCAGCAGGCAAAAAUGCUGCUGACUCGUGACGCCGACACGGCGGCGUCGGACGUCUCAAGUUUACUGUCGACCGGCAGUGGUUUGAUGGAAGUAACGCUUUUACGUGCCAGGGACCUCGUCGCCAAGGAUUUGAACGGUUUCAGCGAUCCCUUCUGCGAGCUCAGACUCAACAACGAGACCAAAUACAAGAGCAGUGUGAAAAAGAAGACGUUAAACCCAUGUUGGGAUGAAAGUUCCAUUAUGGGCUUGCCGCGAAGCAGCGAAACUCUCGACGUUGUAUUGUGGGAUCAUGAUACUUUCGGUAUGAAAGAUUACCUUGGUAAAGUAUCAUUGACUCUCGAGGAAAUUCGGAGAUUGUCGAGCUCCGAUCAAUCUUAUUGGUUUCCUCUACGCGGAACCAAAUCUGGGUCAAUCGAACUAAAAAUCAAAGUUCUGUCCGAAGAAUGUGAGACUCAAAGUACUUACGCGACAAGUACUAUCAGCGAAGCCUCGACGAGACCCAGCGAGCUGCACGAAACCCCGGUACCGAUAACCACGAAUAUCAUACGAAGACCGUCCAUGGAGAAAUCGCGGAUGAGGUUACACCUAGAGCCAGUUGUUCCGCCGCCACCUCCACCGAGAACUGUAACUUUGAUCAAAGUACCUAAGAUUCCCGAAAAUCAUUCAACGCAUUCGUCGCCAUCGAAUAAUCAUUUGAGACAUGCAAAUCACACUCCUGGCAAAUUGUUCGCAAAAGCCAAAGAUUUUGAUGAAAGUAGCGAAGCGUCAACGAAUCAUUGGAGUCGGAAGAGAAACGGAGAACAAAGUGAUUGUGCCGACGAGACUGACGAUUCGAAAUCGAAAAUGUCAUCGAGUCAUCACAGCUUGUCACCUAGCCCCGAUCAAAGUUUUGGAAAGAAAACGCCUCAGUAUAACAGUUUCCGUGCAAUGAAACAAAAGAUGAAACGAGGCUUGAGACUACGGAGAUUCCGUUCCGAAGUAAACAUCGAAGAAAAGGAAUCGAACAAAGGAGUAACAUUGAGUUUGGAACCGAGAGGCAGUGAGUUGGACGCGACGGAGAUAAUGCAAAGCUCAGCAGUGCUUUCUCAUGCAGUCUCUCAACCUGACAUGCUUGCUCGACAGAGUCGCCACAACAGCCCAAAGCCCAAGCACCGGCAAAAUGUGACAUUUACAGAUGCAAAAGUUAUUAACGGGUUACGAGAAAAAUAUGCCGGGGUUGAAGGCAAAGUACUUCAGGCACAAGGACUUCAUGUGGCACACAUUGCUCAACUUUACUGCCGCGUUAAAUUUCAAAAUUGCACAAGUCCAGAAAAAAUGAAUCACUCGAUGACCGGUGGAAAAACUAUCGCUAAAUCGCGAUUACUGCCCGCUAUGCCAAAUCCACAAUUUUGCAUUGACUUCCAAUUGGAUCACGACUCCAUACCCAGGCAGUCGAUGCUUGUUUUUGAGAUUCGUAGUGCUAGUAAAGAAUUGCUUGCCAGUAGGAGGAUUACUUUGCACGAGCUUCUAGGAGCAUCAUCAGUAACAAGCGAAGUUCGCACAUGGCUUGCCUUGAAUAAUGGUGCUUCUCUCGAGAUCCAGAUAGCUCAUGGGCGAGAAAUUAAGAGAUCGACGAAGAAAUUAUUUAGAUCAUGGUCGGUACAUAGAAUUGGAAAAAUUUGACAUUUUGCUGAUAGAUUUUAGAUACUCAUUUUGUAUAAUAUAAGAUUCAAUUCAAUCUUUUGAUGUAUAAUUGGCGAUAACGUCGCUAUGUAAAAUACUGAAGAUCGUAAUAUAUAUUUUGGCCUAUUUACCAGUAAAUCAAAUUCGAAUAUAUAUUUUUGAUAUCGAAAAUUUGUUCUGGUUGCUAACUUUAUUUGUAAAGCGUCCGAAACAGACUUUACGGUAUUUAUCGGUGUUUUUGCAAAACAAAGAAAAUCAAAUUUUAUUUGAAUUUUUAUAUUUAAUUUUAUAAUUCGAAUAAAAUUAACAGUACAAAAUUAAAAUUAAGCAAUUUACUAUACAACAUAUUAAAACAUUUAAAGAAAAAAGUAAAGUGACUUCAUGGUUGUAUUGAAUACAAUUGUCAUAAAUAUUAUUCUUUAAACAUUCCUUAUAUGCCAUUAAUUUAAUUUGAUUUAAUUACUGGCGACAAUAUAAAACAUACGUACUAUGAUACCUUCAAAUGAAAAUGAAUAAAGCGGAAAUUAUUUUCAUAUUUGUAUAACUGGAUAUAUUUCAGCAGUAUACAAUUGUAAGUUACAAAAGUAUAUAAUUUAUUUUAGACAAUGAAGACCUUUAUUACUGCAAUAUUAAAUAUUAUAAAUAUAUAACUUUAUACUUAUUAUAUAUUAUAAAACUAUAUCUUUACUAAAGAUUGUAAAAAAUAUAUUUAAAAUAUAAGUUUUCUAAUAAAAUGAGAGUAUACGAAACGUAUUUAUAAAUAAUUGAAAAAUUGAAAAAUUUCUUAUUCUUAAAUAUAAAUUAUUGAAAUCUAUAUCAUUUAAAUAUACACCUACAUCGAUAAAGUAUCUUACCUUACAUUAAUUAUUAACAAAAAUUAGUACAAAAUUGUAGCUCUUAAAAAAUUUUAUUGAAAACAUAUAUGCCUGCAUAUGUAGACUGAAUACAUAAAUUAUAAAGCCUGAUGUAGUCCAAAAAUAAAUGAUUGAAUGCAAUGUCAAACAUUUAUUGCAAUAUGUAAGACUGCCUUAGAUAAAAAAAUAUGCAGCAUAGUCUCAUAGCUUAUGUUCAAGAUGAAGUAUAUUUAAAUGUAAAGAAAAUAUAAAUUUAAUUUCUGUAUGCAUUUCUACAUAUAUUAAAAAUUUAUAAUGUAAUAAAAAUAAUAUCCGUAAGAGAUUAAAAUAAUUUUUUACUGUCUAAUAUCUCUUAGAUUAUUUAUUACUCCUUUGUGUACACACUUGAAAAACCAUCAUUUGUAAUAAAAAAAUGUGUAGGACUUUUUACAUGAUCAUUGAUUUUAUAUAGCUAUUGUAUUAAUUUUUUAGUAGUUUGUGUACUAUAAAAUAGAUAAUAAAUAACAAUUUUUUUGGAAUAUUCCAAAUUUAUUACGAAGCUGUGAAAUAAUACAAGUAAUAUUAAUAUAAUUUUAUAUAAUAAAACAAAACAUGUAUAACCUUAAAUACUACU